Molecule: messenger RNA, 1865 nt
Organism: Drosophila bipectinata
Lineage: Eukaryota; Metazoa; Arthropoda; Insecta; Diptera; Drosophilidae
Source: RefSeq, a predicted model, not a curated record
CCAAAUCAAUACACAAAAUUGUAAUUCACCCCAGAUUGUAGUAUUUGGACUCGGGCCGUAACAAAUUGAAAAGUUUUUCUAUUUUUCUUCCUAAUUUUUGUCAUUUUUUUUGUCAUCUUUCUCGACAAACAACCGCAAAUAUUUUGGUAGUGUGGCUCCCAUCAGUGUCCUUAGAUUUUGUCCUUUUUUUCUGGAGAAUCCUCAUCCCAACCGUACCAGCAGCCAGCCAUGGAGGUGCACGCUCCGGUAAGUGACUGCGAUCGCCUGGGGAAAAGCUCCCUGUCCGCCAUGCUGGGCUACGCACAGUCAGAAUACUCUUUGGGGACCAGCACCGGACCGAUUAUAUCCCGGGAACAGGCCCAUCAUCCGGCCGAGUCGAGCGAAGCGGACGGUAAUGCCACCGACGAGGAGGUUGAGAUCUGCAUCACGCGGUUGAACUUCUAUCCGGAUCAUGCCAAGCGCCUCUACAUGGACUGCCAGUUGUCCUUGCCGGCUGGCAGGAUACAGAUGCGAGGCGGAGCGGAGGCGAUACUGCCGCCAGAAGCCGAGAGCGGUGACGAUAGCCUGGACUGUUCGCCGGAGAUGCGCUACGAACGGCUGAGGAGCACCGUGGUUGAACAGCAACGCCAUUGGCGGCUCCUGAAACAGGCCUUCGAGUGUCCUCUGAGCCAGUGCCCGGCGAAGGUCACUGCCAGCGAUUUGCUGAGCCACUGCCUGGUGGAUCAUCCGGAGAUCAUAACCCUAGAGCUGCGCGCCGAACGGCCCAUAUCCCUGAAGCUGCUGGGCCCGGCUCUGCCCGAGGCGCAGGCCAAGUCCCAUUGCGUGGGACUCCUCAUCUUCGACAGUCCUCGCCGGGUGGCCAUGAACUGGAACCUGCCGCGUGUCUACUCGGACUGGGAGGGCCGUCCCCCGAUUCUCAUCAUGCUGUGGAAGACCUCCUGGGACUCCAAGACGGUGACUCCUUUGGUCACCCACCUCUAUAUCCUGUGGCUGCUCUGCCCCCAGGCCCAGCCCGCCCUGAUGGUCAACGUCCGGGUGAAGGAUAGUCGCGAGUUCCGCAAACUGAUCACCACCUGCCCGAAUCCCCAGCUGCUGGAGGAGAGCGACCUCCUCAGCGACAGCCCGCUCUUUAUGCGCUUCACCCAUCCCGAGAUGAAGGAUCUGACCAAGAACUACUCGCAGGACAUCCAGCUGGAGUUCACCAUCAAGGAGAACGAGCAGGAUGACGUCCUCGAGCAGGACUUGCCCGAAAGACAAGUCCUACGGCAUAAGUUGGAUCGCAAAAGGCAUUGUUCUUCGCACUUUGAUAACUUUGAUAUCGAUAUCGAGAAGAAGAUGCCGAUAGAAAUCGAUGGGAAAUCGGAGGGAGGAAAUUUAUCGAAUUCUAAGAGGAAUCUUCUAGAGGAGACUACUAGUACUAUUUCUAAAGAAAAUAUCAAAGAAACAAAAUCCGAGGCCCUAAUAACUUCAGAGAGACCCACAUCUGAGGGUUCUUCUGAGGGUUCUUCUACUCUCCAACUAUCCGAUGACAUCCGAAGCAAAGAAAGUCUCGAUCUGGAUCUGGGUCGGAAUCUGGAGGAUGAGAGACUACAACUGAUACCAGUAGGGUCGCGAGGCAACAUCGAAAUAGCCGAAGCACCCGAUGGCCAUGUCUAUUACUACUGAUGCCCAAGAAAAUACUAGACUUGGAGGGCUCUUUCAAGGAUACUACUAUUUACCUUCAGGAGACUGUUUUUACAAAACGAAACUAAUGGAAUUCAAAAUUUGUGAAAAGUGAACGGAUCUGAAACAAAAUUCCAUGUAUUUUGCAAAAAUUUUCAAUUAAAAUGAUGAUUUCUUGUAGUCUCUAUGGUCUGAGCAUAAAA